CCCCACCACCUCACACGAACAGUUCCCGUCCAGUCCACCGCUCCUCCCUGUACUGACGGUGUCAGGUACACUUCUCUGCACGGUCUCCUUGAUCCUGGGUCGUCUCCAGCACCGUGUGUCUCUCACCCCACACCCCUGGACACACACAGUGGACAUCUCCGGCAGGGGACGUCUUCUGUGGGCGGAGGACUGUCACCUUGAGGAGAUGGAGAAACUGGAGGUGAAAUGCACCAAGUGUGGUCAUCAGUUCGGUGAUGACAGGACUCCACGUAAUCUACUUUGUGGACACACGGUGUGCACCUCGUGUGUGGAUCUGGUAAUUGAGAGUGACAAGAAAUGUCCAGAGUGUGAUGCUAUCAUCACUGCCUCCUCUUCAGGCGACCUGCCUGUCGGCUACACCUUGCUCCGAAUGGCUUGCUUAAUCAAUCGAAAUCAGGAUAAGCAGCACAAAGAGGAUGCAUCCCUUGAAGCAGAUUGUAAUCACCAGACCGAUGCAGGAAUGUGCAUGGCCCACUGUGCUCGUUUGUUCUUCAGGUGUCAGACUUGUGAUGUGUGGGUGUGUCGGGACUGCCUAGCAGUAGAUCAUCCUGAACCACCUCGGGGGCUCUGCAGGAUUGUGCCCUUCUCUAUUGCUCUGAAAGAGGUAAAGGAGGCCUAUGCAAAGACCACUUGUUCAGAAAAAAUUAUGAUUGACUUGUUAAAAGAUGAGCUUAAUGCAUUAAAGUCUCAUCUAUCAGAUAAAGAAAAUGAGAACUUAAAAAAUAUUAACACUAUAAAUGAAAAAAUUAAUUACAUCAAAAGCAAAAAUAAUGAGAUUACAGAACUUCUGAACAAAUUGGAAUCUUGCGCAGACUCAAUAAAGUCAGCCGAGAACCAGGUCUCCCAGGCUCUGACCCCUCAAGACAUGAUGAAUGGCACUAAGUGUGCACUUGAGUGCUCAGAAUCUCUUAAACUUCUGGUCACAGGAGUUAAAAAAAUAACAAAACAGUUUCCCCCUGGAGUAAUUUCUGGAGUAUCUGUUACAAAUCUACUGCACACAGAUGCAGAUAUCAUUCAGGAAAUGUUUUCAAAACACCAGCUCGGUGAAAUUAAUGGAAUUAAGAACGCCCUAAAUAAAUUAAAAAUGAAUUCCCCAGAAGCUGCUACUGCAAGCCUUACAUUACCAUUUUCCUUCAAACAGCCAGCUUUCACAGGUACUAAUAUUAAACUUAAAUCUGAUCCCUUUUCCUUUCAGCAUUUAGGUUUAAGUUCUAAUGCUAAACCUAGUGCUGAAGGUGGUCUAUUCUCCUUUGGGAAUCCCGUCCGUAGUCGUGAAGUGACGAAGUCUAAGACUUGAAGGAUCUUUAGCUAAGGAUUACCUUGAAAAAACACUGUUUUUCUAAGAAUUGCUUUUAAUACCUUGAAAAUUUUGUACAUACCAUAGUGUGGUAAUGUAAUUUUUCUUAUAAGGAAUGGAUACAGACUACUCAGAUUCAUGUAGCUUUUUCUUCAGCUGUGGUUUUGAGUAUUAGACAUUUUGUUGGGCUGCAUCUCGCUUCUCUGGGUAAGGAAGGUUACUUGUCAAGGUUUUAAAACUUUUUUCUUUUCUUUUGUCUUAGAAUAUUGCUGGUUGUAAUGUUUCCUGGAGCAUUUAAAUAAUGCAGUUUGUUGUUUGAUUUUAAUUGAAAUAUUUCUAAAUGUCUGUUAAAAAUGUAAAUCGAGGCAUAAGAUACUGUAACUUCAGUAGUUCUGCAAUUAAAUAAGGCUAAAUGUUCCUCUGGCAUUUUGCUGAAAAUAAUACAGGAAACAACUUUACUAUUAAUUCUAAGAAUGUAUGCUUAUGUUAUCUUCUUAAUGAUUUGUGUAUGUAGUAUAUGUAGCUGAAUUAUGGAAUAAUAUAUUGUCUUGCAUCCUGUAUUGGUAUUAAAUGCAGUUAAGAGUAUUGCUGAUUUUAUAAUUGUAUUCCUUAUUAUUGGCUUGUACUAUAUAGUUAAUAGCAUUAAGCAAUUUACUCUUUAAUUGUGGCUUUGUAUUUUCUAGUGUUAGUGGCUUUUUGAGUUUACUAGUUAAUCUCCAAUUUAUUUAUUAACACAACCCAUUCACUGUCCUUUUUUUCUGUAAGUAAUAAACAUAAUAAAGUGGUAAAUUUUGGGUCUUCUUCACAAUUUUCAUUAUUUUUGAGUAAUGGUAAUAAACUAAUAAAUGAUAAAAUAUAUUAU
This is a messenger RNA of Procambarus clarkii (red swamp crayfish), 2198 nucleotides long. RefSeq names its product tripartite motif-containing protein 59. Lineage: Eukaryota; Metazoa; Arthropoda; Malacostraca; Decapoda; Cambaridae. The record is from RefSeq and is a predicted model, not a curated record.